Micropterus salmoides (largemouth bass) is the source of this 5570-nucleotide messenger RNA. RefSeq names its product SR-related CTD-associated factor 4a (gene scaf4a). The record is from RefSeq and is a predicted model, not a curated record. Gene Ontology annotation, cellular component: nucleus. Gene Ontology annotation, biological process: negative regulation of termination of RNA polymerase II transcription, poly(A)-coupled. Gene Ontology annotation, molecular function: RNA polymerase II C-terminal domain phosphoserine binding; RNA binding. NCBI's taxonomy places the organism in Eukaryota, Metazoa, Chordata, Actinopteri, Centrarchiformes, Centrarchidae. The coding region runs from base 146 to 3496 and encodes 1116 amino acids. The transcript is spliced from 19 exons.
GCCCGCCGACCCGAGAGCCACCGAUGCUACGCUAACUGUCGUUAGCUACCGGGAGCGGACAUGUUGUACCGACCCUUCCUUGAAUAAACAUCGCUGUUAGCGGGGAAUCGGGAGCUAAGGGGGACGCUAGGAGCGCUGGGCAAUCAUGGACGCCGUCAACGCCUUUAACCACGAGUUGUUCUCACUGAUGGACUCCAAGCCCCCAAUUUCCCGGGCAAAGAUGAUAUCCAUCACCAAAUCAGCCAUCAAAGCUAUGAAACUUUAUAAACAUGUGGUCCAGAUUGUGGAAAAGUUUAUCAAAAAGUGUAAGCCCGAGUACAAGGUAGCAGGCCUGUAUGUGGUGGAUUCUAUCGUUAGGCAAUCCAGACACCAGUUUGGAUCAGACAAGGAUGUGUUUGGCCCAAGGUUCACCAAAAACAUUACAGGCACUUUUGAGAACCUCUGCCUUUGCCCAGUAGAGGACAGGAGUAAGAUUGUGCGAGUGUUGAACCUGUGGCAGAAGAAUGGGGUGUUCAAGAUUGAGGUUAUUCAGCCCCUCCUGGACAUGGCCGCUGGCUCUAGCAGCUCUGCUGCACCGUACACAGGAACAGAUGAGCCAGGUUCUUCCCCGCCUCCAGCCAAAGAGCCAGUUACUGCGGUAACGGCAAACUCCACCACGACAUCUGCUGAGCAGCUGCAAAACUCUGAUGCCUUUGCUGCUGUGGCACAGCUCUUCCAGUCCUCCCAGGGUCAGCAGCUUCAACAGAUGCUCCAGAAUUUUCAGCAGCAGCCAGUGAAGCCGGACACCGACCCUCAGCCUCUUGUACAUACCAUUCAAACACAGGCCCAAAAUGUUAGCACUGGCCUGGGCAUGGUCGCCCCGCAACCUCCCCUGCCCACCCAAACCAACCAGCAGAAGACAGCCUUUGACAAAGUGACUAAAUUGCUGGACCGUUUUGACUAUGACGAUGAACCAGAAAUUGGAGAUGAAACAAAGAAGGAUGAAAUGUCAUCCCAGCCCUCCUUUAUGCAGCACCCUCCUGCCUUCCUACAGCACAUGGACCACUUUAACCCGCAGAUGAUUAACAUGUCACAAGACCACUCACAACAGGUUCCUCUCCCUCCUAAUGGCCAGCUCCAGGCCUAUGGUUUACCGCCAGGGCAAAGCUUCCCAGUUAUGAUGCCACCUAUGGGGCAUGCUUUGCCAGGGCAGCCCCUCCCUGGUUCCACUGGGCCUCCAGGCUUCCCGGCAAUGUACCCUCCCCACAGUGCAGCCCAGCAACCCCAGGAUUUGUCAAUGGAUAUGGACCGUUCAUCUCUGAGGGAUGGCAGACAUGGUCAACGGUCACACUCAGGCUCCAGGUCUCCAAAGCGGAGGAGGUCACGGUCUAAUUCUCGUACACGACGAUCCAGGCACAGGCGGUCCCGCUCGCGCUCCAGAGACCGCCGUCAUCAUUCACCACGCUCCCGUUCACAGGAGCGCAGGGAGAGAGAGAAAGACAGAGACCGACGGCAGAAAGGCCUUCCGCCACCCAAGAACGAGACACUAAGCAUUUGCAGUACAACUCUGUGGGUAGGCCAAUUGGACAAGAGAACACAGCAGCAAGAUGUGGCCUGUUUGCUCGAGGAGUUUGGGCAGAUAGAGUCCAUCAAUAUGAUUCCUCCACGUGGCUGUGCCUAUAUUGUCAUGAUACAUCGGCAAGAUGCCUUCAGGGCUCUACAAAAGCUCAGUAGAGGAACUCACAAAGUUAACCAAAAAGCCAUCAAGAUUGCUUGGGCUUUGAACAAGGGUAUAAAGGCUGAGUUUAAACAGUACUGGGAUGUGGAGCUGGGUGUCACCUACAUACCAUGGUCUAAAAUCCGAGAGGUUCAGGUGGAGGAGUUAAAAGAAGGAGGGAUACUGGAUGUAGACACCUUAUCACCAGAGUGGAGUGGAGUGAGGAAAGCCCUUGACCUUCCAGAUGAACUCACCCACAACGGUCGUUCAGAGCCACAGCAGCCUGAGGAGACACAAGUAGUACCUGUGGCUGCUACAGCUGCUCCUCCUGUACAGGUAAACAAGGUUCCUCCGAUGCAGCAGCCGAUGGUUGGUGUGGGUUCUCUCCAGCCUCCCGUCUUUCCAGGUCCCAUAGGCAUGCCUCCACCUUCCUUCCCCCCAGGCGUCCCCCCUCCUCCUUUCAUCAGACCUGGCUUCAACCCUAUGCAGAUGCCUCCAGGUUUUCUCCCUCCGGGUGCCAUGCCUCUAGGUCCCCCACCUCCUUCUAAAGGUGGAGUUGAAGCCUCGCCUCUGGACCCAGCAAGUCUGGGAAACAGGAAAAAUGAGGAGGUCCUGGAUCCCAACAUAUUCAACAACCAGAUGGGGCCUAUGGGUAACCAGGUAGGUGGACCUCCAGGUUCUCUCCCAGGUGGUCCUCCAGGAAGCAUCCAACCCCCUUCUGGUGGUCUGCUUGGCGCACGGCCCGGUAUAAUCCCACUCCAACGUCCUCCGGUUCCCCCACCACCACACAUGCAGCGUUUCCCUACGCCCCACGGGCCACGACCCCCUCACCCCAAUAUGCCACCUAUGCCCCCACAGAUGAUGCCCAGAGGGCCACACCCUCAAAUGAUGCACCAUGACCCCCCUCCACCUAAAGGAGGCUUUGGCAUGCUUUCUCCUCACAAUAUGAGGGCUCCUUUCCCUCCACAUGGGCACGGCCCUCCUCCUCAAGGUCUUCCUCCUCCUCCUCCUUUUAUUAGACCUGGGGGUCCACGUGGCCUGGAGGGGCCAGAAGAAAUGGAUGGCAGACCAUUCAGGGGAGACAGGCCUGGAUUCAGGGACCGAGAGCCAGAGAGGGACAGAGACUGGGAUCGAGACAGGGAUCGAGAGAGGGACCGAGGUUUUGGAGGUGGAAGGCGUCCAUUUGGUGAUGGAGGGAGGGGCGGAGGUGGUGAUAGAAUGGAUGGGAGGGACAGACUCGGAGGCUGGCAGGAAGACGGAAGCGAUCACCGGGGAGGAGGAUGGGAGAGAGACAGAGACCGGGACAGGGACCGCGAUCGGGACCGAGACAGACGGGACUGGAGGGAGAGGCGAAGCAGCCAGGAUAGCGACAGGGAACGGGGGAGGGGGGAUGAUGGAGAGAGGGAACGAGGGAGGGGGGAGGGAGGAGAAAGAGGGAGGGGGGAGGGAGGGAGUCGAGAAAGGGGGAGAGGCACCGAAGGAAAAGAGGGGGACAGGCCAAAGCGGUCAGAACGGCGAGAGAGGACCACACGGUGGGACAGGGAUGAUCGAUUGGCUGAACUGGAAAACAUGGACAGACUUCAGACCUCGAACAGCACUGAGCCACCUCGUUUGACUCCUUUGGUUACCAUGGAAACCAGUAAAGAACCCAGUGUGGAAGCUUCUCAAAAGAAGGCAGACUCUGAACCUUUAGCUCCGCCCCCAGAGGCAACUACUGUUGCAGAAGAGUCGAAGCCCUCUGAGCCCUUACCUCCAGCUCAAAGUGAGCCCACAGAAACAAAACAGGAAGCAGCAUCAUAGACUGGCUCAGUGCUCCUCCAGACAGAGUUAGACAUUGUGUUUGUCUCUAUGAUAACCAGCCUCAACUCCUGGCAGGUGACUUCUAACCAGUUUCACAUUUUCCUGGUUCUUAACACGUUUCUUGAAAACAAACUCAAAAAUCUCCUACACACUUUGUCAAACAUAUGAAAAUGGUUGUUUUCAGACUAUAUGGCUCACAGUCAAAUUUGGCGUUGUGUCCGUGUCUCAAAACACACGACUACUUGAAAAUCAGUUAUGAAAAAUGGCAGCAGUGAACUGUCAACUCUAGUUCUCCCUCCUUCCCGUAAGUUUUAACUUGCUUGCAUGUUGACGUAGCUCUCUCCAUCUGAGGUUAAUUUGAGCUUAGCUUUUGUAUUUUUAGUCAAGUUGAUUUGCAGAUGGAAGAAAACAAAUUAUUUCUAUGACACACAUAUUUUUACUUUGUGGCCUCGUCCGUGUGAUUGCAGGCACUCCUCAACAAGGUAAAUAUGCUCAUUAUAAAAAAAAAAAUAAUAAUAAUUCACCAAAAUGUCAUGUCAAACACUGAAUAUCCUCUCAAACAAUAAUUAUAGAGGUGGCAUACGUUUUUCUUUGUUGUUUUCAUCUCAUCUUGUGUUUCGGCUCCUUGUUGCAAUAUCACAGCCAGUGAGGUACAGCUUUGAAAGAACUAUGGUGGCCUUAAAAUCCAGUCAGGUUACUUGUAGGUGUUUGAAUGGAAAAUGGCGUUGAGAUCUACUUUUGAUUAUGUCUUCACUUUCACCCUUUGAAUCAUACUUUAUUUCAGUCAGAAUAAAAAUCAGUAUCGUCUUCAUUUUAUCAGACACUGAUUAAUCAGUUAUGCGUGCACAUUCACUGGCCUAAAUCCAAUGUCCUGAACAUAACACACUCAAAAAAUGGUUUUAUUUAAAAAAAUAUAUAUUUCACUAGUACUGAGGCUCUAACAAAACAUAGGGCAGAGUAGAAGCUGGACCAUUGUAUCUAAUUUUCCUUUCUUUUUUUUAACCAUUGUAGGGGCUCAAAACCAGGGACUUCACAAUGUCAUAAUCAAAUUUCUUUUGCUUAACAGACUGUAACUGAUGGGCCAAGAGGCAUUUUAGUCAACACAUUUCAACAUAACAAGCACAACAGUUAGGAACGAGAGAAAAGGUACAUCCUAGUGUAUCGUGGUAUAUCUCCCUUGGAAUAUUAAGGAAGUAAAGAAAUUUGAUGAUGAUAUAUAGGUGGGCUUUGUUUCAGAAGUUUGAGUGAUUUCAAAUGGAUUUUCAUCUUUGUAAUUCUGUCAGUUUUUCAAAACUAUAAUCUACAUCAUACAAGUUAAGUGGAGGUCAAAUUCCGUUGGUUUUUGUUUUUUAUUUCACACCCUUGCUUAAAUGUGUACAUUUCUUAUUUUUCAGUUAGGUGAAGUGAAACUUCUUUUUUAGAUACAACAGAGGAAUAUCCAACACAAGUUUUUAAAAGUGCAACACUUCAGGAGCAUUGUUUAUAAACACAAGUUAGCAGGCAGACUACAUAAGAUUUAUAUUUAUGGUAGUCUUUUGUUUUUCCCGUGUGUAUGGAAGGAAAGGGGUAAUCCUUUGAAUCAGACAAAAGCUUUUCCAUUUGUCAAACUAAACUAAGUUUUGGCCACAUGAAAAUACAAAAUGUAACCCUGUAGCUGAUUUUUUUUUUUUUUCUUUGAUAGACACAGCUUUCAACCAUAGCUGUGACUGAUAUUAAAUUAACAUUUGAAGCCCAGAUUCUGCAAGCCCAGGUCUUGUUCUUGUAUGUUUUAACAGAGGCAAAACUAAAGCGAUGAGUGUUGCUUGGGAGACAGCUGUAAAUAUGCUUGUAUCACUGACGAUUCAAAGGUGUAAUUGUAAUUGUUGUUUAUGAUCUGUGAUUCGUUCAUCCAAGAGAAACGGAUUGACUUGGAAGGAACAAAGAGGCCCUUUGCUUUAACAUUUUUUAACUCCUAAUGGUUUGAAGGUUGACAGAUGUUUCUAUGAUUUGUUAAAAAUACAAAAAGACAUGGACAUAAAAUCUUCAAUAUUUCAGCCAUAGGAAAUUGUUUUUAAUAAACUAUUUUUGUACCAAA